This is a messenger RNA of Thalassophryne amazonica, 3256 nucleotides long. RefSeq names its product semaphorin-3F-like. The record is from RefSeq and is a predicted model, not a curated record. Gene Ontology annotation, biological process: semaphorin-plexin signaling pathway; negative chemotaxis; positive regulation of cell migration. The coding region runs from base 418 to 2829 and encodes 803 amino acids. Gene Ontology annotation, molecular function: chemorepellent activity; semaphorin receptor binding. Lineage: Eukaryota; Metazoa; Chordata; Actinopteri; Batrachoidiformes; Batrachoididae. The transcript has 19 exons.
UUCCACACGCGUGCUGCGCGCUCGGACCUCUUUCACGUCAGGGACUUCUUGCCUUAUUAUUUUUUUUUCUUCCCACGAGAUGCCCGCCGUGACCGUGGAACAGUCAGGAGAAUGAAGCAGAGACGCGUUUUCUUUGAUAUUUAACUGCACUGGGUUGUUUUUCUGUUUGCAGCGCGCACUGACGCGCGCUGGUCCAGACUGUGAAGGAUCUGCUCUGCUUCUCUGAACUUUGUUUUGUUGUUGUGUGUUUUAACACUGAUUUCAUCUGAGAGGAAAGUGGGCAAACUGUUGGAAUUCUUUCUUAAAUUACGGCAAAGUUUGGAUGUGAACAUUUAUCGGAGCGGCUGGAAGAACGAGCUUUAUGUCUCUUCUUUCUGCAGUAAUUCCAAGCUUCAAACCACUGGAGGCUGGUUGACCAUGCAGCUGGACGGUCUGUGGGUGAUCUAUGCCCUCGUGGCUCUGUCCAGCAUCGCCUUUGGGAACCUAGUGAGCAGCGACCCACUGGCUGCACCUCGUGUCUUCAUCUCCUUCAAAGAGCUGAGAUCCACAGGCACUGCCCAUCACUUUGCCUACCUCCUCAACACAUCCGACUACCGGAUCUUGCGUAUGGAUGAGGACCAUGAUCGCAUGUACGUGGGCAGCAAGGACCACAUCCUGUCCCUGGACCUUCAUGAUAUCAAUAAGGACCCACACAUUAUUCACUGGCCGGUGUCUGAGCGAAGAAGGAUGGAGUGCCGUGUUAGUGGGAAGGACGCCAAUGAGGAAUGUGCAAACUUCAUCCGCCUGAUCGAACCGUGGAACCGGACUCAGCUGUAUGUCUGUGGGACUGGAGCUUACAAUCCUGUGUGUACAUUCGUCAACCGUGGGCGCAAACCUCAGACAUCCAUGUAUCUGCAGAUGGCCCUGGCCAGAGGGAGGGCCAACCGUGCAGCUGAACCCAGCGUGGUGCACGAGACACUUGGACUAAAGGAGGAAAUCUUCCAUUUGGAACCUGGCAGGGUGGAAUCUGGGAAGGGAAAGUGCUCCUACGACCCGAAGCUGAACAGCGUGUCAGCUUUGAUCAAUGGUGAACUGUACGCCGGGGUCUAUGUUGACUUCAUGGGAACGGAUUCUGCCAUUUUCCGUACACUGGGGACAAAAACGGCCAUGCGUACAGAUCAGUACAACUCCAGAUGGCUGAAUGACCCCACUUUCAUCCACGUGCACCUCAUUCCUGACAGCGCAGAGAGAAACGACAACAAGCUGUAUUUUUUCUUCCGGGAGAAGUCCUCUGAAAUGGGUCAGAGCCCCGUCACCCAGUCGCGCAUCGGACGCAUCUGCCUGAAUGACGACGGAGGCCACUGCUGUCUGGUCAAUAAGUGGAGCACAUUCCUGAAGGCCCGGCUCAUCUGCUCGGUCCCGGGGGCUGAUGGCAUGGAGACACAUUUUGAUGAACUCCGAAAUGUUUACAUCCAACCAACACAGGACACAAAAAAUCCUGUUAUAUAUGGAGUGUUCUCUGUUUCUGGUUCUGUGUUCAAAGGCUCGGCAGUGUGUGUCUACUCCAUGGCUGACAUCCGCAUGGUCUUCAACGGACCCUUCGCCCACAAGGAGGGACCCAAUUACCAGUGGGUGGCCUAUACAGGAAAGAUCCCUUACCCUCGACCCGGCACGUGCCCUGGAGGUACUUUCACCCCCAGCAUGAAGUCCACAAAGGACUAUCCAGAUGAAGUGAUUAACUUUAUGAGGAAUCACCCUGCCAUGCACAAUGCUGUGUACCCAGUACACAAGCGCCCCCUGGUGGUUCGGACCAACGUGGACUAUGAGUUCACCACCAUCACAGUGGAUCAGGUGACAGCUGCAGACGGCAACUAUGAAGUGCUUUUUUUAGGGACUGACAAGGGGACAGUACAGAAAGUUAUUGUGCUCCCGAGAGAUGACCUGCAGACUGAGGAGCUCAUCCUGGAGGAGGUGGAGGUAUUUAAGGUUCCUACUCCGAUCACAACAAUGAAGAUCUCAUCCAAACGGCAACAGCUGUACGUAUCAUCUCUGGUCGGCCUGACCCAGCUGGCCCUUCACCGCUGUGACGUGUACGGCGAGGCCUGUGCUGACUGCUGUCUGGCCAGAGACCCUUACUGUGCCUGGGAUGGCAAUUCCUGCUCCCGUUAUUCUGCCUCUCAGAAGAGGUCUGACCCCUUUAGACGUAGCAGGAGGCAGGAUGUCAAGUACGGGAAUCCUAUUCGCCAGUGCCGAGGCUUCAACUCCAACGCCAAUAAGAACACUUUGGAGAUGGUGCAGUACGGGGUGGAGGGAAGCAGCACCUUCCUGGAGUGUCAGGCCCGAUCUCCACAUGCUGUCAUCAAAUGGCAUCUGCAGAGAGACAACAGCGACCGUAGAAAAGAGAUGCGUUCUGAUGGUCGGAUUCUGAGAACAGAGCAAGGUCUACUGCUGCGCUCCCUGCAGCCUUCUGACUCUGGCAUGUAUCAGUGCACAGCCACAGAGAAGAACUUUAAGCACAUGCUGGUCAAGCUGCAGCUGGUGGUGCUAUCAAGCCGGGCUGUCAAUAAUGUACUGGUGGAGGGAGGGAUAGGGCUGGUGCCAUCUUCUUUUCACUCCAGCAGCACCCAGUGGACCCCCAGUGCGGGCCAGUACAAGGACCUGCUGACCAUCCUGAGCCAACCAGAGAUGAGCCUGAUCAAUCAGUACUGCCAAGACUACUGGCAGUUUGGAGACCCCCUGCUGGGAGCCCUCAAGGCCAAAGACCUGAAGGAACUCAAGGAGCAGAAGAAACCCCGCAACCGCCGGCAUCAUGCGGAGGACAAAGAGGAGCAAGUGGAGGUCAUCACAUGAGGAACCCAUCCCCUUCUGUGAAACACCCAAACCAACCUGCCCCCCCACCCCCACCCACCCUGUGAAAACUGCAACAGACUCAUUGAGAGUAGCAACAUGAGAGAAAAAAUCCAUUAACCAGAAAAAAAACUGUUUAAAAAAGAGGCUUGCAACAAAAACCCACAUACAUCCUUUCAAACAGCAAAAUAUAUGACACACAGUAUUUAUUGUAGGUUGUAUAUAGUAUCAUUCUGUGGAUUUCUUUGUACUUAUAAAAAAAUGCUGUUUGUGAAUAGGUAACUUUGGGGCAAAUGUUAUUGUUAUUGUUGAUGUUGUUAAUUUUAUUAUUACUGUUACUGUUAUCGCGAAACUCUUCCGUCACAUCAGUCAAACCAUAUGACGACUGCUUGUGUUAUCAGUCAUGUAAGCUGUUGGGACGGAGCUGCAA